GCCGAAAGGGCGGGGGUUCUAUGUGCCUGCGAUGUUGGGCCCGAUGCCCUGGCCGGGUGGUCGGUGUCUACAGCCCGCGCCACUACAGCGGAAAGGCUGAGCAGCACAGAGAGUCUUGGCGGCCUAUUUUCGCCACCCGGUUCAGGUAUGGGGCUUGCGUCGUGAUCAACAUAGGCCGCGCGAUCGGCCCGGGUGGCAGUUGGGUGCGCUAUUCGCCCGGUGGCUGGCCGGGGCAGGCGCUCGCGGCGAGGUGGGAGGCAAAUUCAACUGCCCAGCAACUACGACGCGACGAGGAAUUUGAUGAAAACCUGCCGCGUGGUGGUUGUGGGACUGCAUGCGGGGGGGUGGUGUUGGUGUCGGGGUUGCUCCUGGCCACGGCGUACGCGAGCGUCAGCGCCCACACGGUUCGGGCGGUCCAGGGUUAUGACGAUUGCGCCCCGGCGCCGAGUGCUUUGGUGCGUGGAGACGCAAUCUCGGCGGGCGAGGUCCGGAUGUUGGUCGGCGUGCAGUAUCUCGAGGAGGCCUGUGCGCGCUGAACGCGAUCGCACGAGGAGGCGAGGAAAAUCCGGCCCGCCACGAAAACCGGAAUCGCCUAACCGGUAUUUUCGGCCGGCGGGACGCAGGACCGCGCGUCCGGGCCAGUCGCUCGGUGCGCGCGGAGGGUGUCUUCGCGUUCAGGCAUAGGCGCCGCUUCGAUUCGCUUUCGCGGAUUUCUUCGGGCGGAGGGAGUUGCCUGUGCGUGGGCCCCGUGUGCCCUCUGUGCCGGACGCUGCUGGUGGGCCGCAGGCGCUUCCUUGGGCCGCCCGGGCUGGCGUGUCCGUCGUUCUUGCUUUUUAUGUGCCGCUGCGCCGGCGGGCACCAGCUUCCUGCGUUCGCCGCGUAUGCCUGCCGGCCUUCCUGUAGGCCGGGAAGGCUUGCCCCCCCGGGUGGC
Amoebophrya sp. A120 is the source of this 931-nucleotide messenger RNA. The record is from the annotation of a GenBank genome assembly. Lineage: Eukaryota; Dinophyceae; Syndiniales; Amoebophryaceae.